Messenger RNA from Arxiozyma heterogenica, 450 nucleotides. RefSeq names its product multiprotein-bridging factor 1 (gene MBF1). Gene Ontology annotation, molecular function: DNA binding. Lineage: Eukaryota; Fungi; Ascomycota; Saccharomycetes; Saccharomycetales; Saccharomycetaceae. Bases 1 to 450 code for a protein of 149 amino acids. The transcript has a single exon. Gene Ontology annotation, cellular component: nucleus. The record is from RefSeq and is a predicted model, not a curated record.
AUGUCUGACUGGGAUUCUCAUACAAUUAUUGGUCAAAAAGUUAGAACUGGUGGUGGUGGUCCAAGAGUACAAGUUGCCAGAACUGCCGGUCAAAUCAAUGCUGCCAAAAGACAAGGUUUGGUUCUAUCGGUAGAUAAGAAAUACGGUACAGCCAACUCCAAAGGUGACCCAGAAGGUCAAAGAUUGACCCGUGUGGAUCGUGAAACUGAUAUUGUUAAGCCAAAGAAAUUGGAUGCUAAUGUCGGUAAAACCAUUGCCCGUGUAAGAACCGAGAAGAAAAUGUCUCAAAAGGAACUGGCUACCAAGAUCAAUGAAAAACCAACCGUGAUUAACGAUUAUGAAUCUGCUAGAGCUAUUCCAAACCAACAAGUGUUGGCUAAAUUGGAAAGAGCCUUGGGUGUUAAACUAAGAGGUAAAAAUAUUGGUGAACCAUUAUUCAAGAAGAAAUAA